Molecule: messenger RNA, 981 nt
Organism: Benincasa hispida (wax gourd)
Lineage: Eukaryota; Viridiplantae; Streptophyta; Magnoliopsida; Cucurbitales; Cucurbitaceae
Product: putative F-box protein At5g04010
Biological process (GO): gibberellic acid mediated signaling pathway; SCF-dependent proteasomal ubiquitin-dependent protein catabolic process
Cellular component (GO): SCF ubiquitin ligase complex; cytoplasm
Molecular function (GO): protein binding
Source: RefSeq, a predicted model, not a curated record
UAUCCUUCCUCAUGGCACCACCUCUUCCAUCACUUUCUUCGCCGCCGCCUUGGGAGGUGCUUCUUCUCGUCGCCGAACGCCUUGACCCCAAAACCCUGGCCACCGCCUCCUGCGUCUGCAAGUUUUGGUCCAUUUCUAUGGCCUCCGACCACCUUUGGGAGCCAAUUUUCACCGCCAAUUUCCCUUCUCUCUCUAACCUUGCUAUCUCCUCCUCCGCCCCCACGUCACCACCUGUGUCCUUCCGCCGCCUCUUUGGUCUCGGCCACACUGCUGCUGCUCGUCGCCGUCCCGCUCCCUCAAAACCCACUCUCUCCCUCUCCGACCUCAUCUUCGUCAUUAGUAUCUCUUCUACCGAUAAAGAUAGGUACAUCGUAGGUCACGAACUGGUGGAAAAAGAUAAAGCUCCGCCACAGUCCAUCCUCACCGUCGUGAAGCACGGUGGGGAGCUAGCCGUGGAUCGGAACGGGCUAUUCAAAUUCGACAUAAAUCUUGACGGGGACAAUGGCAAUAAAGGGGGUCCGGUGGUGAUCGGAGGUCGAGAGGAGGUGGAGGUGGUGUGGAACCUAGUGUUAGAAGGGUGGAGGGGGGUAUUUACAAUGAUUGAAUGUGGAGGAAGAGUGGGAAUGGCUCCAAGAGCCGACGGGUGGUUCUCGGAGGAGCUUCCGGCAGCGGGGUGCUGCUCGAACGUCGUGAGCGGCGGCAUAGUGGCGGAUCUGAAACUGGGGUUGCGUGGGAACAAUGGAGGAGGAAGCAAGGUUAGGAUUGAAAGUGUGAGUGUGGGGAUGAUGAGUAUUGUGAGUUGGAGAUAUGUGAGUUUGGAUGAUGGGUUAAUGUAUUUGCAACAUUUUUUGUUCAAUGCGAGUGUGUAAUCCCUAAACUCAUUGUAUAUAAAAUAUGUUUUUUUUUUUUUAAAUUUUUAUUUUCAUUAUGUUGUAUAAUUGUGUGUAGAAAUCUUUGAAGUUUCAAUCUAUGAUCAAUAUA